Messenger RNA from Paramecium tetraurelia, 1881 nucleotides. RefSeq lists its product as uncharacterized. Gene Ontology annotation, molecular function: protein binding. Lineage: Eukaryota; Ciliophora; Oligohymenophorea; Peniculida; Parameciidae. The transcript has 15 exons. The record is from RefSeq and is a predicted model, not a curated record.
AUGAUAAAAUACACGAAACCUACAAAUAUGCUAUUUUUUCUUAUAUAUGUAAAGGUUGGUACAAGUUAAUAAUUUCAAUUAGGGAUAUCACUAGAUUAUUUAUAAAAAUACAAAGAGGCUAUUUCUUGCUAUGAUCAAGCUCUUAAGUUAAAUCCCCUAAAUCAGGAAUCAUUUAAGUAUAAAGGAAUUUCUUUAUCCUAACUUGGACACAAUGAGAAAUCUCUUUAAUGCUACAAUUAAUGUAUAGAGCUAAAUCAAAAAGACAUAGAAAUAUAUUAUCGAAAAGGAAUUUCAUUACAGUUUUUAAAUCGAUUUGAAGAAGCUAUAACAUGUUAUGAUAUAGCUCUAUAAUUUUCCUCUUAAUUUAUUGAGAAUAAUUAGGUAAAAGCCCAGGUUUAAAUUACUCAAAAGAUAAAAAAUCAAUAUGAAGAUACCAUUUCUACUUAUAAUGAAUUUCUUGAGUAAAAUCCAAAACAUCUUUAAACCUAUAUUAACAAAGGAAUAUUACUAAGCUAAUUAGAGAGAUACGAAGAGGCUUUAAUGUGCUAUAAUUAAGCAAUCAAUUUGAAUGCAAGAAACUUUGAUGCAUUAAAUGGCAAAGGAAUCUCAUUACAUUAUCUAAAAAGAUAUUAAUUGGCACUUGAUUGCUUUGAUAAAGCUCUAAAAGUUAAUGCUUCAGAGAUUAGAGCACUUGUUAAUAAAGGAAUUUGCUUAACUCAAUUAGAUAGGUAUUAAGAGGCAAUAAUAUUUUAUGAUAAAGCCAUCAUGAUAAGCAAAAGCUUACUUAACUAUUUUAUUUAAAAAGGAAUUCAAUUAUAAGAAAUAAUACUUUUUAAUAAAGCUAUUUAAAAUAAUAAAGAAGAAGGUAAUAGCUUUUUUAAUCCGUUAGAAUUUAAAGAUAAAUAACAAUAAUCAAUUUAAACAUUAACCUUCUCUGAUUAGUAAAUUAAUUCAUUUACUUAAAUUGAUAAGAUUUAUCUUAAUAAAGGUGUAGCAUUAAGCUAAUUAUAAAACUAUGAAGAAUCUUUAUUUUGUUAUGAGUAGGCUCAAAAAAUAAAUGCCAUUGAUCCAGAAUCUCAUAUUUAGAAAGGGAUUGCUUUGUAUUAUUUAAAUCGAUUUGGGGAAUCAAUUACUUGCUAUGAUUAAGCUAUAAAAUUGGACUCAAAAAAUAUCAAGUGUUAUCUAAAUAAAGGAAUGGCUUUAAAUCAAUUAGACUAAUACAAUGAAGCUAUAGUUUGUUUUGACAAGGCAAUUUAAAUAGAUCCAUAAGAUUAUGAGAUAUUUUAUAAUAAAGGUAUUUAAGAUACUUAAUUAGAAUAAUACAAUAGUGCUAUGUAUUGUUAUGAUCAAGCGCUGAAACUUAACCCAAAAUAUCCUGAUUUAUAUAUCAGUAAAGGAAUCUCCCUACAUAUGCUCAAACGAUAUGGUGAAGCUAUCUAAUAAUAUAAUUAUGCUAUUGAAUUGAACAAAGAAAAUGCGGAAGCUUAUUAUAGAAAAGGAUUUUCAUUAUAAGUAUUAAAGAAAUAUUAAGAGGCUCUGAAUGCGUAUGAUCUUGCGCUUAAAUUUAAGCCAUAAGAUAUAAAGGUAAUUAUUAAUAAAGGUAGUAUAUAUUUUAUUUGUUAGGGAUAUCUUUAAAAAAAACUUUUGAUUUUUAAUUGCUUAAUGCUAAUAGAAUAACACCAAGAAGCGAUAAUUCAGUUUGAUCAAGCUAUUUUAAUUAACCCAAAUGAAUUAGAUGCUUAUAUUUGGAAGGGAUUCUCACUAGAAAAAUAGCAUAUGUAUGUAAAGGCAAUCCAAACAUAUAGACAAGUGCAAAUCUUAUAAGGAAAUUAGGAGAAUGAAUAUUAAUUAAAUAUUUUUGCUUGGCAAAAACAGCACUGA